AUGGCUGAAUGUGAGACUCACGUGCCCGAAUACUGUCAGGUCUACGAGGUUUUGAGUAAGUUUUUUAUUUUUAUCUUACCCUUUUUAGGCCCCCCCCUAAUUUUUUCGCUUUUUUACAAAUUUACCCCCUACCGUCCAAUUUUUGUAAAUCCCCCCCCUCCCUUGAUUUUUUCAAUUUCCUCCCCCCCCUGCCUCCUUGAUUUUUUUUCAAUUUUUUUGAAUCACCCCACCAACCCCCCUCCCCAUUUAUCCCAUUACCCACUUUUACCCCUGCCCAAUUCCAGCCAAUGAUGGGAGCACAAAGCGAUACCUAUUCCCCAAAGCUCUGGACCUAAGCCGGCCCAAACGCCCAAGAACAACCUUUUCCACCGACCAAUUGAAGGUUUUGGAAUCUGAAUUCCAAAAGAAUCCUUAUUUAGUUGGAACGGAACGAUCUCAGCUAGCCAAACGGCUGAACUUGAAGGAGGUUCAGGUCAAGGUUUGGUUCCAAAAUCGUCGAACCAAAACUAAGAAGGGGGAUGGAAAUGAGGCUAAAAGGUAAAAUACUAAUACUAUAUUGUUUGAGUAUUAUACAUAGUACUAAAAUAGUUAAUACUGUAGUAGUAUUAAACUAAUUUUUAGUACUGUACUAAGACAAGAAUAAAUUUAAAAACAGUCUAAAACAGUCAUUUUUAGUACAAAGUACGUAGGUUGAUGCUUAGAAAAGCAACUUUUUUGGUCUUUGUUACUAUGUAGUACUACUCAGUACCAAGGUACUAUAUAGUACUACUAAGUAAAAACUUUUGAUGUUAGUACAAAUGUUUUUGGCACUAUUAGUCCUCAACAGUACUAAAAAACUGGAUGGUACUACUCAGUACGAAGGUACUAUAUAGUACUACUCAGUAUCAAGAACAUAAAACAUAACCAAUAUUUUUUAAAUUAUAAUAUUCUAAACAUUCAUCAAAAAAAGCAAUUUCAGCCCAAAACCAAUCGAACCCCCAGUCCAGCCAAUGGUUUCCCAGCCAAAUUUUGCUCAAAACUCCCCAGAACAACUUCAAACAAUGCCAAAUCAACCAUUAUUCUUGAAUAUACCACCCAAUUACCUUCAAAAUCCGUUUUUCCCUCCCGAUUUCAAUCGAUUUUACGUUGAUUUUUUGCGGUAA
Bursaphelenchus okinawaensis is the source of this 1142-nucleotide messenger RNA. Lineage: Eukaryota; Metazoa; Nematoda; Chromadorea; Rhabditida; Aphelenchoididae. The record is from the annotation of a GenBank genome assembly.